AUGCCAGAACAGUUUGUCACGUUUAUUUUCUCACUUGACGACACGCAUGAAAGGGUCCGGGAGAUCAUCCAGGCCACACUCCCGAGUCUCGAUGAAGAAAAGAUAAAGUUAUUGGUCGAAAAGCUGUUACUGCAGGGAGUAGAAAGCCGACAAGACCUAAAAUAUGUACGAGAGGAGGACAUGGUGGACAUCAUCAGGCCCAUCCAGUGUAGGAAACUACUUGAUUGCUGGAAAUUACAAGAUCCAAUAAGUAGUGCUGUUACCCCACCUCGGCAGCUGUCCUCAAGCACCUCACCAAGCCUUUCGUGGUCCAGUAGCCCCAUGUCCUCUCCUCAACCAUCUCCACGCCCACAUAUAAAGAAAACCUGGCCUGAAGCCUUUCAGGUGGACUGGAACAAAAUGCCCUCAGAUUUGCUGUCUACUGUGAUGAGUGGUAAGAGACCCUCGCCAUCUGACAGACGGCAGUUCGUGAGAGUGUUAGUUGAUGAAAUGAGGAAGUACGAAGCUAACCCCACAAGAGCACAAUGCCUCAUCAUCACCAGAAAUGUGAUAAGACAAUAUCCCAAAUCCUUUGCUGAUACCAUGGACGAUGGCAAGACAAUGGUUGGUGGAGGCUAUGAAUCACUUCUUAGCCAGGUUAAAGUACGUGUAGAACACUUAAACAGGAACAACACCCUUCCCUCGGUUGAUCAUUCUAGCGUUGGAUGGUUAGCAUCGAGGGCCACGUGGUGUCUUGAAGGAGCAACGUUUGUUUUGGGGCUUGCUGUUGUCUUCGCAUGCUACUACAACUUCAACCUCCAAUAUCAGGAUCUGGCUGCCUGCACACUUGAAUUCAUACAGAGAAGCUGUGUUGGGAUUAACCCAGAGAGAGGGACAAAGGCACGUCAGGGAAAGGUGACCAGCAAGAAGAGCGGGCGAAUGGUCCAAAAGAAAGCGACAUCCCUGAAUCCGCAUGUGUGCACCCUCUUGAGGAAGCUCAUGGACUUCGAGUGGGACUUUGUAUGAG
This is a messenger RNA of Pseudoliparis swirei, 1006 nucleotides long. RefSeq lists its product as uncharacterized. The transcript is spliced from 6 exons. Lineage: Eukaryota; Metazoa; Chordata; Actinopteri; Perciformes; Liparidae. The coding region runs from base 1 to 1005 and encodes 334 amino acids. The record is from RefSeq and is a predicted model, not a curated record.